UGAAAGGUGCCCCCUGGAUAGAUCACCUUCUCUCUCCAAGAGCGAAUGUCCCCCUGGGGAGCCAGGAUUACCUGGGCUACCUGGACCAAAGGGAUUCAAAGGAGAAAGAGGGAAAGCCGGUACCCCUGGAGCUGAGGGUAAGCCUGGUACCCCAGGAGAGCGUGGAUUUCCAGGAACACCUGGAUUGCCAGGUGAACAGGGUCCACUUGGAUUAACAGGGGCUACAGGGGCACCUGGAACACCAGGAAUUCAAGGUGAAAGAGGACGAACAGGUUUACCAGGCAAAGCAGGUCCACCAGGACCUAUGGGACCACAAGGGCUACCAGGACGCUCAGGGAGUGCUGGGAUACCUGCGAAAAAGGGCUCCAAAGGUGAAAAGGGUAUUACAGGCCUUCCUGGGCCACAAGGUUCUGUUGGGGACGCUGGGAACCCUGGGAGAAAUGGGAUUCCUGGACUACCUGGAUCAAAGGGAGAGAGAGGUGAACCAGGUGAACCCGGGACAGAUGGACCGCGAGGACAACUGGGCUACCAUGGUCUUCCCGGACCUUCUGGACCUGUGGGGCCCAAGGGGGAGCGUGGUAUCACUGGCCCCAAAGGAGCAAUGGGACCACAAGGACCACAGGGUAUUCAAGGACCUCUAGGUCCACCUGGGAUUGAAGGGCAAGAGGGACCCAAGGGUGUUCCAGGGGUGCGUGGUGUACCAGGAUUGACAGGUCUAUCAGGAGAAAAAGGAAUGCCAGGAGAGCAAGGACUCCAGGGUUUACCUGGACCAAUGGGCAAUCCUGGACUAAAAGGACAUAAGGGUGAAACUGGAGACCCCGGAGAUAAAGGAAAUCAGGGUGAUCAUGGUGUGGCUGGAAGUCCUGGAGCCCCAGGAGUACAAGGCCAAGCUGGACGGGAUGGAGAAAAAGGAGAGAAAGGCAAAUCUGGAGAUGCUGGAGGAAGAGGGACUCAGGGGAGCAAGGGAGACUUCGGACCAAUUGGACCAGUUGGACCUCGUGGACCUCCAGGACGAGAAGGGUUACCAGGACACCCAGGCGUACCUGGGUUUCCAGGGAAACCUGGAAAGCCUUUAACAGAUGAACACGUAAUAAAGCUGUGCACUGAUGUUCUUAGGAACCAAUUACCUCAGUUUCUUCAAACCAUGAAACCUACGUGUCAACAAUGUGAAACAAAGCCAGGGUCACCAGGUUCGCCAGGACCGUCCGGUCCCCAGGGACCCACCGGAAGCCCCGGGUAUCCAGGAAGGGUGGGAAGGCAGGGGUACCCAGGGGCACCCGGAAUGCAUGGCGCUCCAGGAAUAAAAGGUGAUAUUGGGCAGAAGGGGGACAGAGGUUUAAAAGGUGAAGGACACACUGGUUUACCUGGCCCACCUGGUCCAGCAGGUCUUGAAGGGCCACGAGGGAGGCCUGGUGAAGGUCUUAUGGGAGCCCCUGGAGAGUCAGGCAAAGUUGGGUCACCUGGCACCCCAGGAAGGCAUGGCCAACCUGGUACACCAGGCAUCUGUGACAUGACAAGCUGCAACAGCGCCUACAACCGGCUCAGAGACAACCCCUUCAACAAAGGACCAAACUUCUAGAGGCCUUGGCAGACUUGCUAAGGAACAGUUGGCAUUUUCAUCUCACCCUAUGAUUUGGUGUGAUGUUGGGUGGGUGGGGUGCAUUUCAAUCUCAGGAACGAUGUUUUGAAUAUGCCCAUGCCUUAAACACAUUUAUGUAUUUCAUUUUAUUGACUUAUAAGCCAAUUUUGAUAUUUGAUAUGAUUUACCUGACAUUUGAUCAUUUAUUAGCUCCUAAAAGGACUGUAGGCAAGUAUAUUGAAAAACAAAAACAUAAAGAGUUCAGAGCAAUUUAUAUGAAAAUCCUUUGUAGUGGCUUAACAUGUACGGCUUUGGGUAAAGUGAAUUUUCUGCAUCACGAUGGUGUCAUUCGCAAAACAACACCAAGCCAUCUAAAAAUCAAUUAACCCCAGCCUGAUAGGGUCGUAUUUGGGCUUGUGGUCCAAACUUAUAUACACUCAUAGACAAAAGUAUUGGCACCCUACUCUUAUAAUUCAAGGUAACAGAUUAAGGACAAGCAUUAACGUCUUUUUCUAUAAAACAAAAAGCAAAAUAUACAAUUUGUUGUAAUUCAACAAAUAAUCUUUAUCAAAAAACAAACAAAACGUAUUUCAUUUAAGGUAUUUGUUGAUGACAAAAGUAUUGGCACCCCUGCUUUAGUAUUUCGUGUGUCCUCCUUUUGAUUUUAUUAUGGCUAUCAGACGUUCAUGAUAAUUCUUAACCAGUAUGUUACAUCUUGCUGGGGAAAUCUGGGCCCAUUCUGUCUUGCAUAUUUCCUUCAGCUCAGACAGAUUGGAUACACAAUGCCUGGCUACAGCUUUUUUCAGAUCAGUCCAAAGCAUUUCUAUUGGAUUGAGAUCUGGUGAUUGCGAAGGGUAUUCCAGAACUUUUAUCUUCGUUCUCUUCAAGAAUUCCAGAGUUGAUUUAUCCUUUUGCUUUGGGUCAUUGUCGUGUUGGAAGAUAUGCCAAUCAGCCUAUGAGCAGAGGGUAUCAUUGUACUUUGUAGAAUUCUUUGAUGCAUGGCUGCAUUCAUUUGAUCUUGAAUCGCAUGAAUGUCUCCAGUCCCUGAAUUGCUAAAACACCCCCAUAUCAUGAUCGAGCCAUCUCCAUGUUUAACUGUAGGUACAAGGUUUUCUUCAUCAGAGGCUUUCCCUUUUUUCACCAAACAUACUUUGGUCCCCUUUUUUUAGCUCCUACCUGCUCUACCCACCAUUUUUUGUGUCUGUCUGCUUCUUUUAAGCAUUUGAGUUAAAUUUGUUCUGUGGUACUUUUUGAUUACUGUUCUUUUUCUGGCUAUUGACUUUAUAAUGGAGCAUUAUUAAUGUAUAAUGAUUUUUUUAAGCAAUUCAUAUAUUUUUAUAUUAGUUCUGUCACAUUUUUACAGACUUUCAAUGUAAAGGUACCAAUACCUGAACAAAUGUUUUAAAUUGCUUUAGUGCAGAAAUUGUGUAUUUUGGUCUUUGUCAUAUUAAUUAGUGGUUAAUGUUCACUAAAUGCUUGUCUUAGCGUUGUUUUCUUGAAUUAUCUUAUAUUAAGUGAAGAGAUUGUCCAUGAGCUUAAUUCUGCAAGGUCAGAAGAACUCUGUACAAUGUGGCUGCUGGUUUUAAUUUACAUCCAUCGAUAAAUGUGCUUAAAAUAGCUUUACUUUGAACCCAAUCUACAGCAAACCAAAAAAAAAAAAAUAAUAAUAAAGCUGCAGUGGGAUGAGAAUAUAGCUCAACCAGUAAUCUCAUCUGUAUUUGGGACACUGCAACAGUUUUAAGGUUCUUAAGAUGUAAGUCUGUAUAUUUUCUAACAAGCACAACAAGUUUCAGCAAACUUACGUUAAAUGGAUCAGCUCAGUUUAAAAAAUAUUGUAAAAAAGGUGCUGUGUAAUGUAACAUAAAAUAAAAUGUGUGAUGUUAUGGAACUAUUUUCAUACUAUACAUUUUGACUGGUUUUUUGGUAUGUCAUUUUUAAAUGGUAUUUAUUCUUGUAGUUUGGCUUUUCUUUUUACAUUUAUAAUUUUAAAAUAUUUGUGUUAAGUAUUCGGGGUCUCAAAUAUUUCAAUUGUUAUAUUUCUGAAUAUUUUUAAGAGCAAACUGUUUUGUAGUUUUUUCUAGUACUAAAAAUAAAAGCCUUUUAAAAUACAA
This is a messenger RNA of Acipenser ruthenus (sterlet), 3690 nucleotides long. Its product is annotated as collagen alpha-1(XXI) chain. The transcript has 23 exons. The coding region runs from base 305 to 1579 and encodes 424 amino acids. The record is from RefSeq and is a predicted model, not a curated record. NCBI's taxonomy places the organism in Eukaryota, Metazoa, Chordata, Actinopteri, Acipenseriformes, Acipenseridae.